AUGCUUCCUUUCAGUCAGUCCACUUCUCGUUUGGAAUUAGCCACAAACGCUGGAAGAAAACCAGAAAGACUCAGUCGAAUUCCUGAACAUUCUACUGUAAGGCGGCCAUGCUCAAGUGAGGGUCGUUUCUCAAUCAUUGACUCAAAAUUCAAAACCAAUUCGAGCAGCGAUGAGGAUGAAAUGGUGACAUUGAACUCAAAAACCGUCGGACAUUCCCCAUCGUCAAGAGCGAAAACUCCAAUCAUUCCCCUUCAUAGCUGCCUUUCACCAAACAAAUCAAAGGAUUUUUCUCCUCCGCUAAACGAUUUAAAGAUAAAGAAAACAGUUGAUUUUUCACUUUCAAACUCGCCAACUAUGGUUACUGGCAGUCGAUUUAGAAUAGUGCCAGUAGAAAGUCGUUACAAAAGAGGUAGAUGGUCUUGCCAUGAUUAUUACGACCCGUCAGAACCUGUGAAAAAUGGAGGAGGGAGGAGUUGCCCACCAACACCACUGUCAAGACCUGAUCACUCGAUUGGAUUGAAUCAUCCAAAGACGGCUCCGCACGACAAGAGCACCGCAUUUGUGUUUGAUCACAAAGAGAACAGCAAAAGCUUUUCACAGACGACGCCGAAUUUUUCGCGUCCAAAUGGUCGUCCAAUUGAGAGGAAACAAGCCACCGCCACUCCACUCAACAACACACAAAGAGAUAAAGAUGGAAAGUACACACCAUCAGAAGUUCUACAAAGCGGUCUUGAAAACACACUCGAUUUGGCACACAACAAAAAGGAUAACAAAAUCAGUACAUCGUCAGCGAAUGCGACCGCCUCCACACCACCGAUGGUAGCAAUUGAUUCCAAAAUCGAACAAGCUAUGGAUCUGGUGAAGACUCAUUUGAUGUUCGCUGUUCGAGAAGAAGUUGAAGUGUUGAGAGCAAGGAUAGUGGAUUUGGAAGGGCAUGUGCACCACCUCGAGGCGGAAAACAAUGUGUUGAGGUCUCAUGUGCCUGAUGAUGUUUUAAAGAAAAUGAAUUUACAU
This is a messenger RNA of Mesorhabditis belari, 1014 nucleotides long. Lineage: Eukaryota; Metazoa; Nematoda; Chromadorea; Rhabditida; Rhabditidae. The record is from the annotation of a GenBank genome assembly.